Messenger RNA from Effrenium voratum, 2706 nucleotides. The record is from the annotation of a GenBank genome assembly. NCBI's taxonomy places the organism in Eukaryota, Dinophyceae, Suessiales, Symbiodiniaceae.
AUGGCUGCCGCGCGCCGUCGGUGGGCGGAUAUGAUCGACACAGAAGACGAGACCGAAGGUGCAGAGGACGACAGUCAGUUGCGAAAAGACGUCGCGGCCUUCGUGGACGAGUUCAUGGGCCCGAGCGCCGGCUCGCGGCUCUUGACCUUGGCCCUACUGCAGGCAGACCUGCAGCGCCGCUGCGUGGGAUGGACGUUCCCAUGCCGGGGGUGGCGCUGGUGCGUCUACGAGGCGCCGCUGACCUUGCUGGCGGAGAUUUCUGUCUUUGUGAGCUUGGUGGGGCAAACUCGUCCGAGCGAGCGCGCGUGCAAUCGGCGUUUUCGCAAGAUGCUUUCCCGCUGGCAAAGCCGGCUGCGUCUAGCUGCCUUGGACUGUCAACACGUCGAGGCGCUGAUCUGCGCGUCCUGCGCCUGCAUCUACAGCCGCGUGGCCGAGCUUGAGGAGCAGAAUGAAAUUCAAUGGCGCCGGAUUCUAAGCCGCUGCGGCGGGGAGGAGGAGGGCGAGUGGCGGCUCUUCGGCCAGCCAGCGCCUCGCGUGGUCGAGAUCCUCGGCCUGAACGCCUUUCUCGACAAGUACGACAAGCUACACUCAGAAAGAGCUGCGAGGAUGUCGACCAAUGAAAGCUUUGAGAUCGAACUGGAAGUUGAAGUUGCCGGCCCCGGCGGCGCAGAAAUCCUAUGCUGCCCGGAAGACCGCCGCUGCGGCGCGGAUCCGACCCACGUCGGCGCCGCGGGCGUCCUGUGCGAGGAGUGCGAGACGAGUCGAGUCGCCAAAGCGGCGAGCCCUUGGUGUGGCUAUUACACGGGCCUCCGGGCGCGGGAAAGCAUCGACUACGAGGUCGCCGCCUUCCAGGCUGUGAACGCCGCGGACAUCAAGGGCAAGACGAUCCACAACGUCUGUGGUUUGAGCGCCGACUGGAAGGCCGUCGACCGCGCCGUCAGCAAGGAGGUGGCCAAGCGGAUGGGGCUCUGGCGCUGGCUCAUCAUCGACGAAGUCAGCAUGGUGAACGCCCGGCUCCUGGCGCAAGUGGAUCAGCGCCUGCGCAGCGCGGCGCCAGACGCGGCGGCUUGGAAGCUUGACCCCGUGACAAACUCCUCCCGACCCUUCGCGGGCAUCAACGUGCUCUUCACCGGGGAUUUCUAUCAACUGCCUCCGCCUAGCGGGGCGUACUUGGGCGACGUCCCCUACAAUCGGCGCCCGCGAGCGCCCGACGACUUGACGGCCCCGGACCCCUUGGCGGACUAUGGCGGCGCCGUCCAAGGCGUCACCGAGUUGGAGGAGCGGGAGAGAUGCAAGGACGGCUGGUGGAAUGCAGUUGUGGACGAGCUACGCUGCGCCCUGUCCGACGAAGAACGGGCGUCUCGACGACGAGUCGUCGCGGGCCACAGCGACCCGCGGCUCCAGGAAGCCAAGUUCAAGCAGGCGCCAGUCAUCGUCGCGAACAACGACGCCAAGUUUCAGAUCAACAAAGACCGCGCGCUGCGCUAUUCGAAGGAGUCGGGCCGCGCCGCUGCGGUUGGGCCGCCGCCGCUGACAGGAAGUAUUGCGCCCGGCGCUCAGGCCUGCGACAAGGCGGCGAGGGUCCGUUGGCUGCAAUACCAUGACAGGGACACUGCAAACCUGUGUGGAAUGCUACCGCUUGCCGUGGGCAUGAAGGUGGCGCUGACAGAGCACUUGGACAGGUCUGAAGACACGCUCCUUCUACGCGGCGCGACGGGGUUCGUGCAUUCCUGGCGCUGGCCUCCUGGCGCGCGGCAGCCUACCCACGUCUAUGUGAAGUUUCAAGGCGCGGAGUGGCAGCUCGAAGGCGCGCCCGAGCCGGGCCUCUAUCCGGUCACGCGGCAAACCAAGUUCUGGUUCCUGGACGGCGGCAGGCCCAAGCCCGUGCUGAGGAUCUCCCGAACUCAGAUCCCGCUAGUGCCGGCCUACGCCAUCACUGCCCACGGGAGUCAGGGUAAGACCGUGCCGGCGGCCAUGGCCGACUUCAACGUGGACAGGUGGACGGACAUCACCUUCGGAACCGUGGCCGGCAGCCGCGUGAGGAGCCGUGAAGAUAUCCUCAUUUUGCGGCCGUUCCCGCUCUGGCUCUUCCAGCGGGGUGCGCCAGAGGGGCCAGAGUUGCUGCUGAAGACUCUCCGAGGUGAAAAGAUUGAGUGGGUCAACUACCGCGAGGCCCGCGCGCCCAGCGCGCCGUGCCAACAAUGCAAAGUGGUUAAGCCUUUCGACUACUUCGCGGACGCCCAGUGGGACAAAGCCAGAGCCAACCUGCCUGCCACUUGUCUGACUUGCAUUCAUAAGGAUGGAGGCGCCUGCAAGCGCAAACUGCCUUCCAAUGUUGAGCGGCUGCGCUGCAUUGGCUGCGGCUUCGAGAAAGUGGAGCACGCGUUUCCCCGAGCUCAACUUCGGCAGCCUCGUGCAGAAAAAAAGGCGAAAUUGCAUCGCGUGUUUGAAGAACGUCUCGGAGUUGACUUGCUCGCAAAUCGCAGAGGUGAAGCCGCUGAAGGAGUUCCACCUAUCUGCGUUGACGCUGCCGUGGGCGGCCGCGUGUCAAAGUUGCCAGGACGCGGUGCGCGGCAAGGCUCGUCGGCUCCGGGCCGGAUGGGAGAAGAGCCGAGGCUGCGCGGCUUUUCUGCCCACGUCUUCUGCCGUCUACAUCAACCAACGCUGCCCCAACUGCGCGGCAGAUCGCAAACGGGGCGAACGUAA